This is a messenger RNA of Cuscuta epithymum, 5976 nucleotides long. The record is from the annotation of a GenBank genome assembly. NCBI's taxonomy places the organism in Eukaryota, Viridiplantae, Streptophyta, Magnoliopsida, Solanales, Convolvulaceae.
AUUUAAACCCGUUAAUGGUUGUAAGAUUAACAAAGAACGAAACCGCAACUACGCAGUUUCUGAUCUGAGCAAAAUAGACAGCAAAUAGGGAAUGCUUGGAUUUAGCGACUCGUAGUCCGUAGACGAAAGCUAAAACCUCAAACGGUCUAGAGCCAGAUCUCAAAAUUUCUUCACCCAUCUCCUAAUUAUUCUGCUGCGCAGUUGGAGUGGAGGUAAAGUCAUUUUCACAAUUCCAUCUUCACAUUGGAUCUCUUUUUCGUCAUAUUAGCUGGUACUUGAAUUUGGAUCCGACCUUGUUAUCAUGUGAUCCGGUUCCGUCUUGUUGAUCUUCGCAGAUAACGAAGCUGGAAAACUCUCGAAUUAACUAGUGCAAAGGAAAAUGGCUGGCGGGGCUGCUGGAGGGUUUGUGACUCGAGCUUUCGAGUCAAUGCUCAAGGAGUGUGCCAACAAGAAGUAUUCUGCUCUCCAGACAGCUAUCCAGGCAUAUUUAGAUGGUGCAAAGGUGUCGAGUGAUCAAUCACCACCCAUUGAGAGUAAUGAAGCAGCAUCAACAGAUAGUCAGAGCACUCCUGAAUCGGAUGCAGGAGCCGGUGUGGCUCACUCAUUUGCAGCUUCACCAACUGGGAACAUCACCACAUCUUUAGCGGAGGCAGGUCAUACACUAACUGGAGCUGAGGCAGAGCUUGUUCUCAGUCCUCUCAAACAUGCGUUGGAGACAAAAAAUAUAAAAUUUAUGGAGCUUGCUUUGGAUUGUCUUCAUAAACUUAUUGCAUAUGAUCAUUUAGAGGGAGAUAUUGGUUAUGAAAAUGGGAAAAGUAUGCCACUAUUUUCAGACAUCUUGAACAUGGUGUGCAGCUGUGUGGAUAAUAUAUCACCUGACAGUACUACUCUUCAAGUAUUGAAGGUACUUCUUACUGCUGUUGCAUCCACCAAAUUUAGAGUUCAUGGGGAACCAUUGCUCGGGGUUAUCCGUGUGUGCUAUAAUAUUGCCCUGUACAGCAAGUCCCCAAUAAAUCAAGCGACAUCGAAAGCCAUGCUAACUCAGAUGCUCAGUACUGUGUUUAGGCGGAUUGAAACUGACCUGAAAGUGGUUGGUUCGGCAAAUGUGUCCAGCUCAAAGCCUGAGGAGGAGAAGCCUUCUGAUUAUCAGAGCCCAAAAGAUCUGGUGUUAGAAGACACGUCUACUGCAAGUGUGGAGGAACUUCAAAAUCUUGUUGGUGGAGCUGACAUUAAGGGUUUAGAGGCUGCUCUUGAGAAAGCUGUUCGUCUUGAAGAUGGUGAAAAGGCGAUAAGAGGGGUUAUCCCAGAACGUCAGAGUGUUGAGCGACAUGAUGCCUUGCUUCUUUUCCGCACCCUAUGCAAGAUGGGUAUAAAAGAAGACUCUGAUGAAGUUACAACAAAAACACGCAUUCUAUCCUUGGAGCUUUUACAGGGCUUGUUGGAGGGUGUUAGUCAGUCGUUCACAAAAGACAUUAAUUUUAUUGAUUCUGUGAAAGCAUACAUUUCUUAUGUAUUGCUGCGAGCUUCAGUGUCACAGACUCCUACCAUAUUUCUGUAUGCAACAGGAAUCUUCUCUGUACUUCUGUUAAGAUUCAGGGAAAGUCUCAAGGGUGAAAUUGGAGUUUUCUUUCCCUUGAUUGUUUUGCGCCCAUUGGAUGGACAAGACUUACACCCAAAAGCAAGUGUUCUCAAAAUGCUAGAGAAAAUAUGCAAGGACUCACAGAUGCUUGUUGACCUUUAUGUGAACUAUGAUUGUGAUCUUAAUGCUCCUAACUUGUUUGAGCGCAUGGUGACCACCUUAUCGAAAAUUGUUCAAGGGACUCAAAAUGCCGAGCCGAACUCAGUCGUUAUGUCUCAGAUGGGAUCAGUCAAAGCAUCAUCCCUGCAGUGCCUUGUAAGUGUGUUAAAGUCACUUGCUGAAUGGGAGAAACAACGGAGAGAAGCUGGCAGAGCGAAUAAAGGGAAACAGUCUUCUGGAGAAGGCAUGAAUAAAGAACCCAUUGACAUAAGAGGCCGGGAAGAACCCACUGACUUUGAGAAGUUGAAGGCCCACAAAUCUACAAUAGAAGCAGCUAUUUCUGAAUUUAAUAGGCAUCCUGGUAAAGGGAUAGAAUAUUUGAUAUCAAGUAGAUUGGUUGAGAGAUCACCUGCAUCAGUCGCUCAAUUUCUCAUGAGUACCCCCAACUUGGAUAAGGCAAUGAUUGGUGACUACUUAGGACAACAUGAGGACUUUCCACUUGCUGUCAUGCAUGCUUAUGUUGAUUCUAUGAGUUUUUCUGGGAUGAAAUUUGAUAUGGCAAUUCGUGAGUUUCUUAGAGGAUUUCGACUUCCUGGUGAAGCUCAGAAAAUAGACCGCAUGAUGGAAAAGUUCGCUGAGCGCUACUGUGCAGACAACCCCGAUCUAUUCAAGAGUGCGGACACAGCUUAUGUUCUAGCAUAUGCAGUUAUAAUGUUGAAUACUGAUGCUCACAAUCCUCUGGUCUGGCCCAAAAUGUCUAAGGAAGAUUUUAUUCGCAUGAAUGUCAUGAAUGAGGCUGAAGAGAGUGCUCCUAAGGAACUUCUUGAGGGGAUUUAUGACUCUAUAGUAAAAGAAGAGAUAAAAAUGAAAGACGAUCCCAUAUCUCUUGGCAAAAAUAGCAAGCACAAGUCAGAGUCUGAGGAGAGAGGGCGGCUUGUCAGUAUUCUUAACCUAGCUCUUCCGAAAAGGAAAUCUGUAACUGACUCGAAAUCAGAGAGUGAAGCUAUCAUUAAACAAACACAAGCUAUUUUCAAGAAUCAAGGUGGGAAAAGAGGAGUUUUCUAUACUUCACAAAAUAUAGAGCUUGUGCGUCCUAUGGUAGAAGCUCUAGGAUGGCCACUGCUUGCUACUUUUGCAGUUACUAUGGAGGAGGGAGAAAAUAAAGCCAGAGCUAUUCUCUGCAUGGAAGGAUUAAAUGCUGGAAUUCACAUCACACACGCUCUUGGGAUGGACACCAUGCGCUACGCGUUUUUGUCAUAUCUGUUUAGAUUUAAUUUGUUACAUGCACCAAGGGAUAUGAGAAGUAAAAAUGUGGAAGCAUUGCGGACUCUACUAGUCUUGUGCGACUCAGAUCCUGGUGCAUUGCAGGAGUCGUGGAACGCAGUGCUUGAGACUAUUUCCCGGCUUGAAUUUAUUGUAUCUACUCCUUUUAUGGCUGCUAGUGUGAUGCAAGGAUCUAACCAAAUCUCUCGAGAUUCUCUUCUUCAAUCAUUGAGAGAGUUGGCUGGUAAACCUGCAGAGCAGGUGUUCAUGAAUAGUGUUAAACUGCCUAGUGAAUCUGUAGUGGAGUUUUUUACAUCUUUGUGCAAUGUGUCUGCCGAGGAAUUAAGACAGCUUCCACCGCGUGUAUUCAGCUUGCAAAAACUUGUUGAGAUCAGCUACUACAACAUGGCUCGUAUAAGAAUGGUUUGGGCUAGAAUAUGGUCUGUGUUGGCCAAUCAUUUUAUUUUUGCCGGGAGUCAUCCUGAUGAAAGAGUUGCGAUGUAUGCCAUAGAUUCUCUGCGCCAACUUGGAAUGAAAUAUUUAGAGCGUGCAGAACUCGCCAAUUUCACAUUUCAGAAUGAUAUUUUAAAACCAUUUGUAAUUCUUAUGCGCAACAGCCACAGUGAAUCCAUAAGGAGGCUUAUUGUUGAUUGUAUUGUACAAAUGAUAAAAUCUAAAGUUGGAAGCAUAAAAUCUGGCUGGAGAAGUGUAUUCAUGAUAUUUACAGCUGCAGCCGAUGAUGACUCAGAACACAUUGUUGAAAAUGCCUUUGAAAAUGUGGAACAGGUUAUCCUGGAACAUUUUGAUCAGGUAGUUGGAGAUUGUUUCAUGGAUUGUGUCAAUUGCUUAAUCAGGUUUGCCAACAAUAAGAGCUCACACAGAAUCAGUUUGAAGGCUAUUGCACUACUUCGCAUUUGUGAGGAUCGACUUGCUGAGGGCCUUAUACCAGGUGGAGCUUUGAAGCCCAUUAGUGAUAAUACAGAUACAUCUUUUGAUGUUACUGAGCAUUAUUGGUUCCCAAUGCUGGCUGGUCUUUCGGAUCUCACUUCCGAUCCUCGAUUAGAAGUUAGAAAUUGUGCACUCGAGGUUUUAUUUGAUCUGUUGAAUGAAAGGGGUAGCCAGUUUUCAUCCUCAUUUUGGGAAAGUAUAUUCCACAGAGUCCUCUUUCCCAUUUUUGACCAUGUUCGACAUGCUGGACAAGAGAAUAUGAGUUCUAGAGACGAGUGGCUUCGUGAAAGUAGCAUUCAUUCGCUCCAGUUGUUGUGCAACCUGUUCAACACUUUUUACAAGGAUGUUUGUUUUAUGCUGCCUCCACUUCUCGGUUUGCUGUUAGAUUGUGCCAAAAAAACUGAUCAAUCAGUUGUGUCACUUUCUCUGGGUGCAUUAGUGCAUCUGAUUGAAGUUGGUGGGCACCAAUUUAGUGACAGUGACUGGGAUACCUUGCUACAAAGCAUAAGAGAUGCUUCAUAUACAACACAACCCCUUGAGCUGCUGAACGAUUUAGGUUUUGAGAAUGCAAAGGACAAUGCACUAGGGGAAGUUUCUUCAGCCCAUACUGCAACCCAAAUGCUGAAUGGGGGUACACCUGGAACUAUUUCAGAAGGCGAGAUGCUGGAUGACAAUCAAGCAAUGGUGCGGCCUGUUGAUCAGGAUGGAAAUGAAGGCAUACCCUCACCUUCCGGAAGAGCUAAAGCUUCUGGAGAACUCCAAAGGAGUCAAACAAUUGGUCAGAAGAUUAUCGGAAAUGUGAUGGAUAAUCGCUUCCUCAGAAGUUUUACAUCUAAACCCAAAAGUCCAACUGCUAAAGCUUUGGUGCCUUCAUCUUCACCCAAGUUUUCCCACGAUGUGGAGCCUGAUGCAAGAGAAGAGGAUGAAAUUUCUGUAUUGACUACCAUCCGAAGCAAAUGCAUCACCCAGUUGUUGCUUAUAGGUGCUAUUGAUAGCAUUCAGAAGAAGUACUGGAAUAAGUUGAAGGCUUCACACAAAAUCAGUAUACUGGACAUUCUAUUCUCUGCGCUGGAGUUCGCUUCAUCAUAUAAUUCGUAUACAAAUCUGAGAAUGCGGAUGCACCAAAUUCCCGCAGAUAGGCCUCCAUUAAAUCUACUCCGACAAGAGUUAGCUGGAACUUCUAUCUACCUUGAUAUCUUACAAAAGGCAACUGCAGAGUUUUGUUGUGAAAAAGAAGGGUUGGAUGAAAAGGGUAUUUCUCAAAAUGGAGAUCAUGGGGUGGGGAAAAGUGAUGUCAUUGCAGCAGGAAAGGUAGAUGAAGGUAAACUGCAGGGAUUUGCAGAGGAGAAGUUAGUCUCAUUUUGUGGACAGGUUUUGAGCAAAGCAUCUGAUUUCCAGUCGUGCAUGGGGGAAAAUGCUAAUAUGGAUGUCCACCGAGUUCUAGAAUUACGGUCUCCCAUCAUUGUUAAGGCGCUGAAGGGCAUGUGCUCUAUGAACAGACAAAUAUUCAGGAGUCAUCUACGAGAGUUCUAUCCUUUGAUUACUAAGCUUAUAUGUUGUGACCAGAUGGAUGUACGUGGAGCACUCUCUGAUCUAUUCACUAAUCAGUUGACUGUGCUGUUGAAGUAACAAAUUCUCAGUGCAGUGUUGCCCAAUGUAAGAUAAUACAACCCCAACACACGUUUUUCAUCAAAAUCAGAUCGAUGCCUUUGGGAAACAACUCUCAGUAUUCACAGUUUUCCUUUGAUCAACUCUCUGGCAUCGAAUUUUGGUGUUAAUUGCAUUCUAAUUUUGUAGUUUGUCCAUGUGUAUGUUUUGGCAAGGACAAGGGGACUCGUGUUGUUAUAGUAGAACUAAAAAGACGCGUCUUUUAGUGUAUGAUGAUGAUCAUUCUUGCUGUGUAAGAAGAAAGUGCCGCAAAUAGUAUAAAUUGAGUUCACCAAGUACCAAACCAAACCCAGAAAAGUGGCGCUAUUACAUUAACCUUUUCUUAAUUAAAGAAAGUUGAACCUGUUGAAUAUUUGGAA